AAAAGGCGAGGUGGUGGAGGGUUGGCCAGCCUGCGUGAUGUAAACAGUGCAUGGCGGCCCUUCCUUCGAGCACGUGAGAUGGGCAUUGCAAUAGUCUAAAACCCUAUAAAAGAAGAAAGAAGAAAGAAGAAGAGAUGGGCAUCGUGGAGAGGAAGCAGAGAGUCUUUUAUAAGAAGACCAAGAGAGGGAAUAUUAUCAAGGUUGUAAGAGAACACUACCUGAGAGAUGACGUUUGGUGUGGCCUUGAUGGGUGUGGCACGUGUGAAGGCGAGUGCCGGCCUUUGGAUUCUUUAAGUACCAGUGAUAGCUCUUUGGUGCAAAAUCCACAUCACAUUAUCAUAGAUACCAAUGUUGCACUCCAUCAGAUUGACGUUUUGUGCCAUGAUGACAUAAAAAAUGUGAUCAUCCCGCAAACAGUGCUGCAGGAGGUGCGACACAGAUCCUUGCCAGUGUACAAGAAACUGCGGGAUCUGAUUGAGGAAUCCAGAAGAAAGAAGGAGCUCUUCCAAAUGGUAAAUUUUAUUUAAUUUUUCAGUGACUGUUACAUCGAGCGCGGCGAAAAGGAGUCGGCCAAUGAUAGAAAUGACCGUGCAAUCCGAAUCGCGGCCUGGUGGUACAAGCAGCACUUUCGCUCGACCAACCAGAACAUUAUUCUCAUCACCAACGACAUGACGAACCGUGACAAAACAAGGGAGUUGGACGUGGAGUCUUAUACGAUGUUUGAGUAUGUCUCCAGUCUCCAGAGUUCACCUGGCUUGUUAGACUUGGUGGCCAACAUCGAGGAGGAGAAUGAGGAGGAAGAGGGAAUGAAGAAGUACCUCUACAGUCCACACAUGAGCAUGGAGCAGAUGCGGCUUGAGAUUAAGAGUGGCCGUCUGCGUCAAGGUGUGCUGAAGACAUCGAGGCACAACUACCUGGAAGCCAAUGUGAUGGUGGAAGGCUUAGAGAAGUCUGUGCUGAUUCAAGGACGGCAUAACAUAAAUCGAGCUCUACAUGAUGACACUGUUGCCAUCAAGUUGUUUCCCAAAGAGCAGUGGUCUGCUCCAUCAAAUGUUGUCAUUGACCAAGAGAAGCAGGAGGAGGAGAAGAACCUUAACAAUGACGACGAGAAAGCAGAAGAAGCCAGUCUUAAGCAGGAGCAGGCUCUCUUGGCAUCAGGCAAGGGGGACGGUGAACGGCAGCCAACUGGAUGUGUGGUGGGAGUCAUCAGGCGCAAAUGGCGGCAAUAUUGUGGCAUUUUGAAGAAAAGUGACUUUGCAGAAUCCACACGCCACUUGUUCAUCCCAGCAGACAAGAAGAUCCCCUUCAUCCGCAUUGAAACGAGGCAGGCAGAAAUGCUACAGAACAAAAGGAUUAUUGUAGCCAUAGAUUCUUGGCCAAGAGAUUCCCGUAACCCUAAGGGUCACUUUGUUCGUGUGAUAGGAACUAUUGGGGAAGCAGAUUCAGAGAACGAGGUCAUCCUACUGGAGCACGACUGUCCACACACCAAAUUCUCAGAGGCAGUCCUCAACUGUCUCCCAAAACUGCCAUGGAUAAUUACAGCCAAAGAUGAACUUGAGCGAGAGGACUUACGACACCUUGACAUCUGUUCUGUUGAUCCUGUAGGUUGCACUGAUAUUGAUGAUGCUUUGCACUGCCGUGAACUCCCCAAUGGAAACUUUGAGGUCGGUGUUCAUAUUGCUGAUGUAUCUCAUUUCAUCCGACCACACACCGCCUUGGAUAAGGAGGCUCAGAACCGCAGCACAACUGUAUACUUGACUAACCGGCGUAUUGACAUGGUUCCUGAUCUUUUGAGCAGCAACCUGUGCUCACUUCGAGGCAAUGUUGACAGGUUCGCCUUCUCUGUCCUGUGGGAGAUAACACCCAAAGCAGAGGUUUUAUCAUCAAGAUUCCGGAAAACCAUCAUCCAGUCAAGAGCUGAGAUGAGUUACCAACAGGCCCAGCAGCGGAUUGAUGACCCCAGCAUGACAGACAGCUUAACAGAGUCCCUUAGAAAUUUGAAUAUGCUUGCCAAACAGCUCAAGAGCAAGAGAAUCAGUGAUGGUGCUCUGGUGUUGGCCAGUAUGGAAGUGAAGUUCCACAUUGAUCCAGACACAGACACCGUGGUUGAUAUUGUGGCCAAGCAACACCUGGAAACCAUGAGCAUGGUGGAGGAGUUCAUGUUGUUAGCUAAUGUGACAUCUGCAGAAACCACACUUAAGCACUUCCCAGACUGUGCUCUGUUACGUCGCCACCCUGCACCACCACAUUCAAAUUUUGAACCCCUUCUGUUAGCAGCAAAGAGUCAGGACAUCGAAUUGGAUGUCUCGUCCAACAAGACCCUCGCCAACAGCCUCGACCACGCCACCCGUGACAGCAACCCGUUCUUCAACAGCAUGCUAAGAAUUAUGACAACACGCUGCAUGAUGCAAGCUGUGUACUUCUGUUCUGGCACACUAGAACCAGGAGAGUUUUACCAUUAUGGUUUGGCCACACCUACGUACACCCACUUCACCUCACCCAUCAGAAGAUACGCUGAUAUUAUAGUGCACAGGCUUCUGGCAGUAAUUAUUGAGGCAGACAAGACUUAUCCAGAGUUGCUAGAUUCCAAGAAGCUGGCAGAACUGAGUCAGCACAUCAACUACAGACACAAAAUGGCUCAAUAUGCUGGUAGAGAGUCAUCAGUCAUCACAGCAAUAGCAUCACUCAAGGGCAAGGUGUCAGAAUUUGAAUCCUACGUCUUGUUCCUGCACAAGAAUGCCAUCCAAGUUCUUGUGCCGUCAAUUGGCCAGCAGCUGACACUAUACCUUGACAGUAAGAAGAAGCCGGAGAAGGAUAACAAGAAGGAUGACAAAAAGAAGGGAGGCAAAAGACCCGAAACUAUGGAGGUUGAUGACGAUGAUCCUGCCCCUGAGUUUGAAUUCAAUGAGCAGGAACUCUACAUCAAGUGUGGGCCAGUUAUCAUUCGUCCCUUUGACCAGCUGUUUAUACAAGUUACUGUUGAUUCCUCUGACGUCCAGCAUCAGCGUGUGGUGUGCAAGCUAAUACAUCCUGUGAUUCCAGGAUUCUCUGUCUCGUCCACAAAGGAUGAUAAUGCCCCUAAAGUCAAUCUGAUUAAGAAGAGGAAAACAUAGACUUUGUUGAAAUAUUGUAGAUCCAGGAAGCUUACAUUUUUUUUUUUUUUUUUUUUUUUAUUAUGUAAUCAUUUGUUUAUCGUAUUAUUUGUUUUCUCUUUCUUUAUCUCUUAUCUUAUGAGAAGUACAAACAUUAUCUGAUAUGUUUUGUAAUAGACAUAUAUUAGAUAGUUUUUUUUUCUUUUUAUAAUGCUUUUCCAUUAGAUACACCUUUUAUAAUUAUUAUUAUUAUUAUUAUUUAUUAUUAUUAUUAUUAUUAUUAUUAUUAUUAUUAUCAUUAUCUUUUUCCCUCCAUAUGUACAAUGCUGUUAAAAUGGAAGCAUAUAUUUUGUAAGUAAUUCCAGUAGAUCCAUUUUCUAAUAUAAAUUUUUUUACCGA
Penaeus indicus is the source of this 3491-nucleotide messenger RNA. RefSeq names its product exosome complex exonuclease RRP44-like (gene Dis3). Gene Ontology annotation, biological process: rRNA catabolic process. Gene Ontology annotation, molecular function: 3'-5'-RNA exonuclease activity; RNA binding; endonuclease activity. NCBI's taxonomy places the organism in Eukaryota, Metazoa, Arthropoda, Malacostraca, Decapoda, Penaeidae. The record is from RefSeq and is a predicted model, not a curated record. Gene Ontology annotation, cellular component: nuclear exosome (RNase complex); cytoplasmic exosome (RNase complex). The transcript is spliced from 19 exons.